AUGGCAUCCAGAGCAACAACUUCCAUCUCCCCCCUUCUGCGCCAGCUGCGCCCCCAGAGACUCCGCGCAAUCCCCUUUCAACAACACACCUUCCGAUCCGCAAAGACCACGCCCAUCGCCAUACGAGCAGCACACUCCAUUCCUCGCCCGCCCAAAAAACCAGUCUACUUGAAACCCGAGGCCGAGGCGCAGGCCACCGAGUCCAGCGAACCGCCCACAAGCGAAGGGGAACGACCAGAGAUCAAUCCCGCGUACUACCAGCUAUCAUUCACCUGCGUGCCGUGCAGCCACCGCAGCCAUCAUAAUGUAUCGAAGCAGGGCUAUCACACGGGCUCUGUGCUGAUUACGUGUCCUAGCUGUCGAAAUCGGCAUGUCAUUAGCGAUCACUUGAAUAUCUUUGGGGAUAGGAAAAUUACUGUGGAGGACUUGAUGCGAGAAAAGGGGAAGCUUGUCAAGAGGGGUAGUCUUGGUGAGGAUGGGGAUAUUGAAUUUUGGCCGGAGGAGGCGAGUGCCCAGACGGAAAAUGCGAAGGAGUAA
Pochonia chlamydosporia 170 is the source of this 537-nucleotide messenger RNA. Its product is annotated as Zinc finger, DNL-type. Gene Ontology annotation, cellular component: mitochondrion. Gene Ontology annotation, molecular function: zinc ion binding; protein-folding chaperone binding. Bases 1 to 537 code for a protein of 178 amino acids. Lineage: Eukaryota; Fungi; Ascomycota; Sordariomycetes; Hypocreales; Clavicipitaceae. Gene Ontology annotation, biological process: protein import into mitochondrial matrix; protein stabilization; protein folding. The transcript has a single exon. The record is from RefSeq and is a predicted model, not a curated record.